AUGGGAAAGAAGCCGGUUGCGAAUUCAAGGAAGUACGGUUGUCCGAAAUCGGCAGGUGAAGAAGAAAUCAUGCCGCGAAAUUACAUCCGGAAAACAACACGUCAGAACUGGGAUGAACAAGCUAUGAUUAAAGCCAUAGAAGCCGUAAAACAGGGUAUGCCAUAUAAAGCCGCCUCCAAACAAUUUUUAGUCCCACUUAUGGCACUUAAAAGAAGAGUUAAAGGAAAGAACGUUUACGCUGUGGGGGGCACCAAAAUGUUGGGAAGUAUCAAGAAAGUAUUCACGGAUGAACAGGAGCUGGAGCUAGUGCAACAUAUUAAAGACAAUGAAGAGACUAUGUACGGUUUUACAGUUGAUGACGUUCGUAAAUUUGCUUUUGAGAUAGCUGAAAGAAACAAAAUAAGGCAUCCAUUUUCUACUACGUCCCGUAAAGCUGGUAAAGACUGGCUAAGGGGGUUUCGACAAAGACAUCCUGAUAUCACUCUACGUGCCCCGGAGUAA
This is a messenger RNA of Acanthoscelides obtectus, 501 nucleotides long. The record is from the annotation of a GenBank genome assembly. Lineage: Eukaryota; Metazoa; Arthropoda; Insecta; Coleoptera; Chrysomelidae.